AGGUUCCUCCCAACAGAAAGAGAGGUUAAACACUAACGUACUGACUGCUUUGGAAAUAUUGAAUAUUAAGACAUCCCAAUCAAUAGAAGAGACACUGAAUGUUGAAAAAUAUCAGAAAAGCAAUAAAAGAUUGUUAUGGCCUCCUCGUCUUACGCCUCUACAGAGGAGACGACAAAUGCCUGUAGAGCCUGUCGACUUCUCUUGGGUCCAUGUACAGAUGAGUUACGUGAUGUUUUACUUCACCAUGUACCACCGCCAACAUUUCAACACGUCAUUAUAAACAAAAAGAGUAAUCUUCCCCGUCUGACAGCUCAACAGAUGAAUCUUAUUUUACCCAGAGGUAGUAGUUAUACAGGAAACUGUGGUGAUAUGGACAUUUCCUUAUUGUACAUACUACUGAGGAAUAUUUGUGGUAUACCACCUCACAGCAAGGGCUGGGGAUUUGAUCCAGACCCUACAGAUCGAUCUCUCUCUGCCAACAUUGAGAGAAUCCGUAUUGCAAGAAAUCAAUCUGUACAUUCUUCUAGUCCCGUCCUCUCCAACGCUGAAUUCAACACAAUAUGGUCCACUGUCAGAUCAGCAGUUGUGGACCUUGAUUCUUUCCUUAACAACGGGAACAAGUUUGAAAGAGAUGUCGACUUUUUGAGACAUGAGACAAUGGACCCCGUCCAUGACCGCCAUUACAUAGAAGAACUGAGGAAACAGGCUGAAAAAGAUGCAGAAACUAGAGAAAUUGUUGAAGGCCUGAAACGUAAAUUUACAUGUCCUCCACACAACGUCUCACAUGAAACAUUAGAGAACAAACAUAAUACAAUAUUUAAACAUUUAAAACUAGGCAACAAAAUAGGAUCAAAUAUAUAUUUGAAUUACUCUUUCUUUUUCAGUUAG
Molecule: messenger RNA, 888 nt
Organism: Saccostrea cuccullata (small rock oyster)
Lineage: Eukaryota; Metazoa; Mollusca; Bivalvia; Ostreida; Ostreidae
Exons: 3
Coding region: 136-888 (250 amino acids)
Source: RefSeq, a predicted model, not a curated record